Candida dubliniensis CD36 is the source of this 1203-nucleotide messenger RNA. It is a transcript of the gene RPN7, whose product is annotated as proteasome regulatory particle lid subunit. NCBI's taxonomy places the organism in Eukaryota, Fungi, Ascomycota, Pichiomycetes, Serinales, Debaryomycetaceae. The transcript has a single exon. The coding region runs from base 1 to 1203 and encodes 400 amino acids. The record is from RefSeq and is a predicted model, not a curated record. Gene Ontology annotation, molecular function: protein binding. Gene Ontology annotation, cellular component: proteasome regulatory particle. Gene Ontology annotation, biological process: proteasome-mediated ubiquitin-dependent protein catabolic process.
AUGGAAAUUGAAUCAGAUAUUCCAAGAAUCCCCGAUUUUCAAUUAUCAGAGAAGCAAUUUUUAUUGCAACACACUGACUUGGAAGAACAGGACCGUCAUCGCAUUAUAGAGGAAAUCCUUGAGACAAUUAAAAAAGAUCACCUUGCUCCGUAUUAUCAUUACUUACAUACCGAAAUUACCGAUUUCCCUUAUGACGAGAGUUUGUAUCGUGAAUUGACCUCUGAGAAUGAAAAGGUUAUUGAAGAAUUGAAACUGAAAAUUAAAGAGGCUGAGGAUGAAGAAGACACGGAGUUGGACGUGGCAUCAACAACAAUGAAACUAGCAGAAUACUACACUAAAAUUAUCGAUAGAAAGAAUGCCUCAGAGACAUUUAAAAAAGUGUUAGAAUUGACUCCGAAUACAGGUAGCAAGAUUGAUCAUUUGUUGACACUAACUAGAAUAGAUUUUUUCUUUCACGAUUUGCCACUGGUCCAAAAGCAUUUAGAGCAAAUUGCCCAGUUGAGUGAAAAGGGGGGUGAUUGGGAACGUCGUAACCGUUUUAAGGCUUACAAUGGUAUUUAUAUGUUGGCAACAAGAAAUUUCGCUGAAGCAGCAAAGUUGUUAAUUGAUUCAUUGGCUACAUUUACAUCUACCGAACUUUGUUCUUAUGAAGAAAUAGCCCAAUAUGCUAUUGUUGCUGGCGUCUUGUCGUUAGAGAGAGUUGAUUUGAAAAACAAAAUAAUUGAUUCUCCAGAGGUUUUGUCCAUCUCAUCCACAACACCAAAUUUGGAACCGUUGUUAAAUUUGACAAACUCCUUAUAUACCUGUGAGUACAAUUACUUUUUCCAGUAUCUUUUGGAUUCCUACGAGAAGUUGUUGUUGACAAACAAAUACUUGUACAAGCAUGCAAACUUUUUCCUCAGAGAAAUGAGAUGCAAAGCUUAUAGUCAAUUGUUGGAAAGUUAUAAAUCAUUAUCUUUGAAGUCAAUGGCAGCCAAUUUCAAUAUAAGCGAGGAGUUUUUAGAUGAAGAUUUGUGCAAGUUCAUCCCUAAUAAAAAGUUAAAUUGUAUAAUUGAUAAAGUUAAUGGAAUAAUUGAAACAAAUAGACCAGACAACAAGAACAGCCAGUAUUAUGCGUUACUUAAACAAGGGGAUAACUUGUUAACCAAAUUACAGAAAUACAGUGCAGCCGUCAAAUUGAGUGGGGCAGAAAGAGUUACCUAA